CAAAUCCGGUCUCGGGUCACCGUAUGUAAACGGCUUAAGCUCAAGUGUGAUCGUCGUACUCCCUGUGGCUCUUGUACCAAGCGAGAUACCGUGGCAAGAUGCGUAUAUUCUCCUGCAGCUGCAGAAAAAGUUGACCUCCACUCCCUGAACAAUCGACUGAGCCAAGUCGAAUCGCAACUAGCACAGUUCACC
This is a messenger RNA of Pisolithus orientalis, 192 nucleotides long. RefSeq lists its product as uncharacterized. Gene Ontology annotation, biological process: regulation of DNA-templated transcription. Lineage: Eukaryota; Fungi; Basidiomycota; Agaricomycetes; Boletales; Pisolithaceae. Gene Ontology annotation, molecular function: DNA-binding transcription factor activity, RNA polymerase II-specific; zinc ion binding. The record is from RefSeq and is a predicted model, not a curated record. The transcript has 3 exons. The annotation marks the transcript as partial.